AUGGAUAUUAAUAAUAGAUAUAUCUAUGGUGGUUCUCUUGAAUUACUAGAACUUGAUGUGCCAGUGAUUCUAUCUGUCCUCACUGCGGCAGACGAAUUGUGCUUGACUGAGAUCUUUGGUUACAUUGAAGAUUACCUUCUUCAAGACUUUGACCAGUUACUAAAACAUUUUGUUCAAGUUCAAACAUUUGCAUCGCAGCAUCACCAUUUCACAAAAUUACUCGCGUUUUGUGUUAAAACGAUGGAGCAGGAUCCUUCAAUCAUGUUCGAGCACGAAGAUUUCAACCUUAUCACACAAGAAACAUUAAUCACUCUUUUAAAAUGUAAUAAUCUUGUCAUGCGAGAAAUAGAUUUAUGGAAUAAGGUGGUCGGAUGGGGGAGAGCGCAAGAUUCGUGCCUGUCAUCGAUGGAAAAUGAAAGUUGGACUAAUGAAAAUUUCUUGACAUUAAAUAGUUUAAUCCAACCAUGCAUUCGUUUAAUUAAUUUUGCAUCCAUAAACAGGAAUGAUUUCUUAGAAAGGGUUGCCCCUUUUAAGCAAGCUUUUAAUGACGAUUUUUAUGAUCAGAUCUUGGAAAAUUAUGAGUCAAAACCACCAUCCAAUCAACAUCAGGAUGGAAUCGAUUCGGUUUUGAUUGAUUCGAAACAUUUGGCGUUAAUAUGCGAUUGGUUGACAAAUGAUAAGCAUGUAUCAUAUCAAAAUAUUCCUUUUGAAUUUCAUUUACUUGUAAGAGGUAGUAGGAAUGGGUUUGGGUAUAAAGUCUUUCAUGAAUUAUGUGAUUUGAAGGGUCCAACUAUAACCAUCUUGAGGGUUCACACUUCUGGGGAAUUGUUAGGAGGUUACAAUCCCUUGAAUUGGGAUUCCUCCAAGAAAAUUUAUUACAAAACGAAUAAGAGUUUUAUCUUUUCCUUGGGUGAUAAGAAUUUACAAAAUACGAUAUAUUCAAAGAUAAAAGAACCCGAUGAGGCGAUUUUUCAGUAUAGGGCGUUGGGUCCUUGUUUUGGUGGUGGUAUCUCUGAUUUAAAAUUAUAUUUGGGAUUUGAUGAUGCUUAUGGAUGUACAGGUAAUUGCUUUAAGAAAAGCUACGAGAAAAGCAUCAUGAAGAAAUCUAAAUUUUGGGUGGACGAAUAUGAGGUUUUUAGAAUCAUCAAAAAAAUUCCUUGA
Funneliformis caledonium is the source of this 1161-nucleotide messenger RNA. The record is from the annotation of a GenBank genome assembly. Lineage: Eukaryota; Fungi; Glomeromycota; Glomeromycetes; Glomerales; Glomeraceae.